This is a messenger RNA of Pelobates fuscus (common spadefoot toad), 2456 nucleotides long. It is a transcript of the gene YME1L1, whose product is annotated as YME1 like 1 ATPase. Gene Ontology annotation, cellular component: mitochondrial inner membrane. Gene Ontology annotation, molecular function: ATP hydrolysis activity; metalloendopeptidase activity; ATP-dependent peptidase activity. Bases 93 to 2243 code for a protein of 716 amino acids. NCBI's taxonomy places the organism in Eukaryota, Metazoa, Chordata, Amphibia, Anura, Pelobatidae. The transcript has 19 exons. Gene Ontology annotation, biological process: mitochondrion organization; protein quality control for misfolded or incompletely synthesized proteins. The record is from RefSeq and is a predicted model, not a curated record.
GUCACCUUUCUUACGUCACGGCGGGUGUCUUCCUUCCUCCAGUCAGCGAGCUGCCGGUGAGCGAGUGACCGGCCCCCCGGUGUCCGGAGAAGAUGUUCACGCUGUGCAGCACGGUGCAGCCGCAGGUAACCGUUCCUCUAAGCCAUCUCAUUACUGCCUUCCACUCUCCAAAAACCACUGCUUAUAUCCCAAGCUCAGCCUCCAUCCAGAAGCUAAAUCGCGAUGUGAUUCCAAAACCGGAAAUUUGCCACUCAGAGCCUACAAUCAAUCUGAAAGACCUAGGUCUGUCUGAACUGAGAACGGAACAGUUGGACAAGCUUUUUGAAAGAUUCCUCCCUGGCGUAUGCGCAAACAAACAAAGCAUUCCGUCCCACUGGCACACAUCACAUGUCUCUGCACAGUCUUUCUUUGAGAAUAAGAAUGGUUAUUCCAGUGUUUUCCGUGCCUUGCAUUCCUGCUCCAUGCAGAGACAGCAGCCCAGCCCGCUCAAGCAGGUGUGCACAGAUCUUCAAUACUGGCCAGUUUUCAUGCAGUCUCGGGGUUUUAAAACGUUAAACCCAAAAGUUCGUCGCCUACAAUCAACCUCUGAGAGAAUUGGCGAGAAAGAAAAUGCUGCUCCAUCUUUCAUGAAGGGAUUUUUGAUGAGAGAUCGCAUUCCAGAUGUGGAAAACCUGGACAAACUUGUAAAAAAUAAAAAUGUCCCUGAAGGACAACAAGAUGCCUUUAAAACCGGGUUUGCCGAAGGAUUUUUGAAAGCACAAGCUCUCACCCAGAGAACUAAUGAUUCCCUUAGAAGGACCCGGCUGUUCCUACUUGCUUUGCUUCUCCUGGGACUGUAUGGCUUGUCCAAAACACCAUUCUUGUCCGUACGAUUUCGAACAACAUCAGGGCUUGAUGCAGCCGUGGAUCCAAUCCAUAUGAAAAAUGUGACAUUUGAGCAUGUCAAAGGGGCUGAAGAGGCUAAGCAAGAGUUACAGGAAGUUGUGGAGUUUUUGAAAAAUCCUCAGAAGUUCACCGUUUUGGGUGGCAAACUUCCUAAAGGCAUUCUUUUGGUUGGACCUCCUGGAACAGGGAAAACCCUCCUGGCUCGUGCUGUUGCAGGAGAGGCAGAUGUUCCGUUCUACUAUGCAUCCGGCUCUGAAUUUGAUGAAAUGUUUGUUGGAGUGGGAGCCAGUCGCAUUCGAAAUCUAUUCAGAGAAGCAAAGAGCAAUGCACCUUGUGUAAUAUUUAUUGAUGAGCUGGACUCUGUAGGCGGCAAAAGAAUUGAAUCACCAAUGCACCCAUACUCAAGACAAACCAUUAACCAACUUCUUGCCGAAAUGGACGGAUUUAAACCAAAUGAAGGCGUCAUAAUCAUUGGAGCAACAAACUUCCCAGAAGCUUUAGAUACUGCUUUAAUUCGUCCUGGGCGAUUUGAUAUGCAAGUUACUGUCCCAAGACCAGAUGUGAAAGGUCGAACUGAAAUCCUGAAGUGGUACCUCAACAAAAUAAAGUUUGACGUGUCUAUUGAUGCAGAGAUUAUAGCUCGUGGCACUGUAGGUUUUUCUGGAGCAGAGCUGGAGAAUUUGGUAAACCAGGCUGCAUUAAAGGCUGCUGUGGAUGGGAAGGAAAUGGUAACCAUGAAGGAUCUGGAGUUUGCAAAGGACAAGAUACUCAUGGGCCCAGAAAGAAGAAGCGUGGAAAUAGACGACAGAAACAAAACAAUCACUGCUUAUCAUGAGUCCGGUCAUGCUAUUAUUGCAUAUUACACCAAAGAUGCAAUGCCUAUUAAUAAAGCCACAAUUAUGCCCAGAGGACCCACAAUGGGACAUGUGUCUCUUCUGCCAGAGAGUGACCGAUGGAGUGAAACCAGAUCCCAGCUUCUCGCUCAGAUGGAUGUUAGCAUGGGUGGGAGGGUAGCAGAGGAAAUGAUCUUUGGAGCAGAGAACAUCACCACAGGUGCAUCCAGUGACUUUGACAGUGCAACAAAAAUAGCAAGACUAAUGGUAACCAAAUUUGGAAUGAGUGAAAAGCUUGGAGUGAUGACCUACUCUGAUAAAAGAAAACUAAGUCCAGAGACUCAAGCUGCUAUUGAACAAGAAAUUAGAACUCUUUUAAAGGAUUCCUAUGAGCGAGCAAAGCAUUUGCUGAAAACACACAACAAAGAGCACAAAAUCCUGGCUGAAGCUUUACUCAUGUAUGAAACCUUGGAUGCCAAAGAAAUUCAGAUGGUCUUAGAAGGAAAGAAGCUAGAAAUAAGAUAAUGUAAUCUAUUACUGUUGCAUUGGUAGCCUAUCAGACUCUGUUUCCUUUUAUUUUAGUGUCAUUGCAGCGUUCUUUAGAUUUACAUCCACACUUUUACUUCAGGUAUAGUAACAUAAUUCUGCGUUAUGAUUUCUCAGUAUAUAUUAUUCCACGUUUCUCGUAGAUCAGCACUUAAUGUUAAACAAGGCUGUGCAAUUUUUUUUUUUAAACCA